This is a messenger RNA of Phanerochaete carnosa HHB-10118-sp, 2909 nucleotides long. RefSeq lists its product as uncharacterized. Bases 45 to 1658 code for a protein of 537 amino acids. Gene Ontology annotation, molecular function: protein binding; U2 snRNA binding. Gene Ontology annotation, biological process: mRNA splicing, via spliceosome. The record is from RefSeq and is a predicted model, not a curated record. NCBI's taxonomy places the organism in Eukaryota, Fungi, Basidiomycota, Agaricomycetes, Polyporales, Phanerochaetaceae. The transcript has 9 exons.
CGUCCAAGCGAGAGGAAGUAGUGCACCCGCGUAAGUUUGUGGCUAUGUCGGGAAACACAGCGCAUCUGCCUGCAGUAGGAGCCAGAAUAUUGCUCUCAGGUCAUUUCGGCACGAUCAGAUUCGUUGGUGCCGUCGAGGGCACACAAGGGAUAUGGCUCGGUGUCGAGUGGGACGAUCCAGCUCGCGGUAAGCACGAUGGUGUCAAAGACAGUCGCAGAUACUUCACCUGCCGCGUACCAAACUCGGGGUCCUUCAUACGCCCCACCGCUGUCGGGAUCUCCUACGGGACAUCUUUCCUCAAGGCGCUGUUUUCCAAGUAUACCGAGGCUUUUCAUGGUGCCGGUAUUGAAAAGGUGGUUCUCGGAUCGUCCAACGGUGCUAUCGAGGUCGAAGCCGUCGGAUUAGACAAGAUUCGGAGCAAACUUUCGAACCUGCGGUGGCUCCGAGAGGUUAGCCUGGACGACCAGGGUGUGGCGUCGGCUGAUCCAAACGGGGUUAUUCAAAGAACAUGCCCAAGCAUUCGUGGACUCGAUCUGUCGAAGAGCCUGCUACCCUCGUGGGAUGUGGUGACAUUCAUUGUCUCAGAACUACCCGCACUCGAGACCCUAGCUCUAAAUGACAACCGCCUCGCGAUGCCGUCAUUCUCCACUCCGCGGUUCAGCGAGGCAUUCUCAAAGAUCAAGGAAUUGCAAAUCAGCUCGACUCUCACGAGAUGGUCCGAAACAAUGCAUCUGGUCAGUUGCAUGCCGUCGCUGUGCAUCUUGGAGACAGGAUACAACCGUCUGGAGAGGCUUGCGAUCACCGACGGCGCGCCACAAACUCACGCAGAGCAUUCAACAUUGCGAGCUAUCAACUUUGACGGUAAUUCCCUGCACAGCUGGUCUGAUAUUUGUUCCGCUCUCGCAUCCUUUAUGGGCCUGCAGCGCCUCAUUCUUUCGAGCAACAGUCUCACGAUGAUCGAUGAACGCCCAGACAGACAGUCAUCGGGCAUUGGGCAUCUCAAGUACCUCUCCUUAACGGCAAACAGCCUGACGGAUUGGCGAGAUAUCGACCGCCUGUACAGCUGGUGUCCCUCAAUUGAGUCGCUGAGCGUCACGGGAAACCCACUGCUCCAAGAUACCCAUGCACGGCAGUUCACAGUCGCAAAGAUUCCAAGCCUUGCCGUCCUCGAUGGUGCCGCAAUCAGCCCGAAGGAGCGCCUCGACUGCGAGUUGUUUUAUCUGUCGUACGUGGCGAAAUACGGCCCGGAUGACGAAGCAGAGCGGUGCGAGGCGCACCCACGCUGGCGAGAACUGUGCGCGAAACAUACAUUCCAGGACACGCCACGCCUCGCCGGGCAGGGCAAACACGACACACUUGGCAACCGCCUGUUUGGAAUUGUCGCCCACCAAUGCGCACACCCGCCGUCAGGAACGAAUAUCGACGCCACCCAAACGCAGACGCUCAAAGUGCUCCCGUCGAUGUCAAUGCGCACGUUCCGCAUGAAGAUUGCGAAAUCGUUCAGGCUCGACAAGGCCGAGCAGCCCAGGCUGCGGAUAUGGCUGAGGAUGACUGACGGUACCUUUUCCGAGCUCGAUGUCGCGGAAGAUACGCACGAUUUGGCAUGGUGGGGACUCGAGGACAGCUCGGAAAUUAUCCUUGUUACCUGCAAGUCAUAGGGCACUCUCAUACGUCGCAUGAUGCUUCAUUAGACGGAAAUAAAAUAUAUUGGAAAACAUAGUACUGGCGGAAAACGCGGUCUACGAAAACAUGGAAAUACUCACCAUAAUCUCCGUGAUGAACGCGGGAAUGAAAUGUCAGCGGCGUCGUUUAUUGGUCUAGGCAGGAGUUAUGAUGCGCCGGUCGCCGCCGCGAGGACUCGCAAGAAACUCUGAGUUCUUGAUGCGCCUUCGUUGCCAUGAUGGACCUCGCGAGGCGGAUCAAUUUCCGGCAGCAGCAGCGCCAACGAGAAGACAGCGUCGGAAAGACGGGCGGGAACGGACGGAAACGUGGGUUGAUAGAUAAAGCCUUGUUCGGAUUAGGACCACACGUUCACACUUCAGUGACACUGGAUUCGUAGAGCUUGCGGCAGGGGAAGCAUCGUGGCGACCACGGCCGCACCAGGGACAAUGUUCCCGUUCCCGGGGAGGGCAGAGCAGGGAGGACACACGUCUCGCUCGCGGGGCACGUCCACGUCGUUCGUCUUGCACCAUUCGUCUCGCGGAGGACUCCUCCAGAGGCAGGAAGCUCGCCAGGGACAGGACAGGAAGGCAGCCUCAAUCGCGCCAGGGGCCAUGGCCGGAACCAAUGCGUAAUAACCAACCGAGCAAGUAACGACUCCUUCACGGUACAGAUCAUGGCCAGAACAUAUCCCGGAACGGACAACAACGAUUUUUGAGAAAGGGUGUUUUCGGAAAGCAUGCGCGGUCCAAAGGCAAGGCAAACGGGGAGAACUCCAGCGGCACCACGGCCAAACCUCAACGCGCCCAACCGUUAUCUCCAUUGGCUCUGGGAGGCCGGUCGACUUCCCUCUCGUCGCGCCGGCGGUCAUCCCUACGACGAUCAAGAUAAGGGUCAGGUUCUCUUCGGUAAUCAUACGCUCCUCGUCGAUCAUCGUACCCUGCAGGUCUCCUUUCGUCGGGUUCCCUCUUUUGGGGUGGCGACCUGGGGCGACGAUCUUCAUAUUCUGCGCGGCGGGGCGGGGAGCGGGAACGUUCCCUGUGGGCGGGCUUCUCACGACGGUCCUCGCGCGGGUACCGGUCGUCGCGACGAUCGUCGCGAGCAUAGCGGUCACUGUGCACGUAACGCUCGUCACGAGUGUACCUGUCAUCUCGAGCGUACCUAUCGUCACGACGCUCAUCCCUGCGAUCGUCGCGACGAUAAUUGUCCACGCCAUUACGCUGCUAAUCUGUGUCAAAUAAUGCCCAUCA